AUGAUGAUUGCUGCAACUGAUGAAGUCAUAACUCAAAUAUGGGAUAAAACUUCAGAAAUGACAGCUGAAAAUCAAGAAUUGAGUGAAUUAAUGGAAGAGUUUGCAGGAGAAGCUAGAGAGAGGGAUGCAUUAUUUUCCUCAUUGAUAAAAGUGUAUGAGAAUGAACUUGUACGGUUGAGAUCACAACAAAACCAUGACACUUUAUCUGAGAAACAAAGACGCAUCAUUAUUGAAGAAUUCCAGAUUUUAAAAGCUAUCACAUGUACAGGUGUUCGAACAACCUUUGACAAGACAUUGCCAGAUCAACAAGUGUUAAAUGACAGUUUCUUUAAAGAAUUUGUUGUAAUAUUUCAGGAAAAAUGCCCAUUGCUGCAGAAUGUUGUCGAGACACUUUUGGUUAGCAAUCUGCAUCAAACAAAUAUUCAUAAGACUGUGGACUACAAAGUUUUAUGUGGUACUCAUGCUUUGUCAUUGCUGUUGAAUGUAAGGAGUACAACGGGAAAAAAUGAUUUUCCACUGUUCUUUGGGCUUUUAUGCAUCUCGUAUGGUGCAGGAAAGCAAUUUAUCAAUAUGCUCCACUCCAUUGGAUUAUGUGUUCAUUGGGAUACAAUGUAAAUGUGUUGUGCAUAUACCCUAUUGUUUUUAAAAAACUAAAAACGUUUGAUGUUCACCCUACUUCCUGCCACAAAGAGCAAGACCCUAUCCUUGAUCAACUAAAGGUGAUGUGGUUUUGUUUGAAGGAGAACGUUAUCUCUGAUGAUGCCAGUGAUGAUGUGAUACAUAAGAUGACCAAAGAGGGAAAUUGUGAGUGUAAUGUUCAACAGUCACUGAUUGAUGUUUAUUCGAAAGGCAAAUUGAAAGUAAAGCAACAGUUUUCUCGAAUGUUGUAUGAAAAAUUUAAUGUAUUUGUUUCUGAACAGUCUGAUAAUGAAAGAAUUGACAGUGUAUGA
Messenger RNA from Paramuricea clavata, 950 nucleotides. NCBI's taxonomy places the organism in Eukaryota, Metazoa, Cnidaria, Anthozoa, Malacalcyonacea, Plexauridae. The record is from the annotation of a GenBank genome assembly.